Messenger RNA from Asterias rubens (European starfish), 2933 nucleotides. Its product is annotated as major facilitator superfamily domain-containing protein 1-like. The coding region runs from base 112 to 1569 and encodes 485 amino acids. Gene Ontology annotation, cellular component: lysosome. NCBI's taxonomy places the organism in Eukaryota, Metazoa, Echinodermata, Asteroidea, Forcipulatida, Asteriidae. The transcript has 13 exons. Gene Ontology annotation, molecular function: transmembrane transporter activity. Gene Ontology annotation, biological process: transmembrane transport. The record is from RefSeq and is a predicted model, not a curated record.
CAGAGCUCGAGUGUGCAGCGGUCCUGUGCACAAAACAAACCUUACCAAGGGCUUUGAAACUUAUUUUUUUCACACUUUAUAAUUAGUUUUCCACAUUUAAAUUGUCCUGAAAUGGCAGCCGAUGAGUAUCAACAACAUAACAGUAUCAACAGUACCCACGAUUACGAUGAGAAAAGACCACUUUUGAGGAGCGGUCGAGAUGACAUUGGGGACGGAGGAGACGAUGUAGAGUUGACGGGGUGCGCGGGGGCCUGCAAGGUCUGUGAUCCCCGGAGCGCCUGGCAUCGCUACACCUUCGUCCUUGCGCUCGUUUGCCUCCUAAGUUUCGGGAGUUAUUAUUGUUACGACACCCCAUCUGCACUAGAGGACAUUAUAAAAGAGGAUCUGAAUGUAAACACAUCUCAAUAUGUGUUGUUGUACUCACUUUACUCCUGGCCAAAUGUCAUCCUCUGCUUCUUUGGUGGAUUUCUCAUUGAUAAAGUCUUCGGCAUCAGAGUUGGGACCCUUGUGUUUGGUGGCUUCGUACUUGCAGGACAGUGUGUUUUUGCUCUUGGAGCCUUACUUGAUAACUUCACAUGUAUGCUUGCGGGUAGAUUUAUCUUCGGGCUUGGGGGUGAGAAUUUGGCCGUAGCGCAGAACACCUACGCAGUGACAUGGUUCAAAGAGAAGGAGCUGAACUUAGUGUUUGGUCUACAACUCAGCUUCUCAAGAAUAGGCAGCACCUUAAACAUGAAUGUAAAUAAGCCCAUCUAUGACACAUUCAACACAGAUCUGGAGCCAUAUACACGUCUUGGAUUGACUCUUUACGUAGGUGCAGCAAUGUGUUUGUUCUCGGUAAUCUGCGGCAUAAUCAUUGGUCUCCUUGACUACAGAGCUGAGAAAGUACUCAAAAGAGAGAGUGCAAGUACAGGUGAUGUCAUCAAAUUAUCGGACGUGAAAGAUUUCCCACUCACUCUCUGGUUGAUCUUCUUCAUCUGUGUCUUCUACUACGUGACUGUCUUCCCGUUCAUUGGUAUCGGGCUGGUGUUCUUUGAGGAGAAAUAUGAGCUGAGUGCCGCCUCGGCCGGCAUCGUCAACAGCCUGGUAUACUUCAUCUCAGCAGGAGCCUCUCCGUUCUUUGGACUCGUUGUUGACAAGACGGGCCGUAAUGUCUUCUGGAUAACCUUGGGUACUGUCAUCACGCUUGCCUGUCACAUGAUGUUAGCGUUCACCUUCAUCUCUCCAUUUAUCGUUAUGAGCAUCAUGGGAGUGGCCUAUUCUAUCUUGGCGUGUUCUCUGUGGACCUUGGUUGCAUUCAUCAUGCCUGAACACCAACUUGGAACAUCGUUCGGCUGCAUGCAGUCCAUCCAGAACCUCGGACUUGCUGUGGUCACUAUCAUCAUAGGAAAAAUAGUGGACACAAGUGGCUAUCUCAUGCUAGAAGUCUUCAUGUGUGCUUGUCUGUGUGUGACCAUCGUGUUCUGUGUGUUGCUGUACCUUGUAGACGCGGCACGUGGAAGCGGCUUAAAUCUGUCAGCCAAGGACAGGAAACGGCUCAGAGAAACAAAAGAAAUAGGCAAAGAUAAAUAAAGGAAUGGUAUAGUAUUACAGACUGGAGGAACUGGUCAAUAGUAUGAACUAAUUUAAUGUGCUUUUGUGAUGAAAUUUAUACAAUGAAUUGGUUAAAGAUACUUUCAUGCAUUUGAACCGAUGAGAAAUAAAUUCUGAGAUUUGAACUUUGAUUUGCUAAGCAACUCCAAGCAAAGCUUCGACCCAGAUAGGCUCUACUCCUGAAUAGACUGGUUCUUUGCAGCAAUAAGUUUUUUGUACUGAAAUUUUGUAUAGAGAAGAUGGGGAACCCAAUCGCUAUCUUGAUUAAAACCUGAUUGACUAGUAUUGACUGCAGACCAGGGCCUUUCAGCGCUUUGCUUAAUACCACUGCUUGCUGUCCGUAGAAGCAUGCGCUUCACAGGAUGAUGUAAGCGCCGAAUGCUGUGGUAAGCAGUGUCUUGAAAUUUGUCCCAGAUGCGUUUAUUCUAUAACAGUUUUAAUUCCUGUGCGUGCUUAAACUAAACUCACAUCAUUUGGCGCUUCUCCUAUAAUUGAAAUGGUUUGCACCAUUAACAAAAAGCAAAGCUCAAUCUGAAAUAAAAGUACAACAAAAUAAUUACUUAGAGGAUGUUCGAUCCUGGUUUUGUAUAAAUUGCCGAUGCUGAUGACAAUGUACUUCUCUCGGAAAUCUCAGACAGAUAAAUUUACUCCUGCAAAAUUAGCCUGAACAAAACAGAAUCACAUCUUGCACUGCAAACUGUGGCUUCAGUGUUGCAGUCCGGCAGUUUUAAGCUUAGCUCAGAGAACAGCAUGAACCUCAAUCACGCCUUUUGAAAUGUGGCUCUUCAUGAAAACAUUGACAAAAUGCGUUAUCUUUAUGCUGUCCAAGGACUUUAGACCCCUUGCAUAACGCAAAACUGUUCAUGCUGAGCUCACACACAUUUUUGUAUGCACAAAGAACAGCUAUCGUCCAAUAAUUUGUCUUCUUUGACCCCAGGAGAGGGCACUUUUUGAGCUAGAGCAUGUGACAUCACAAGCGAGGGGUCCAGAGGUCACUCCAUUUAGCCCCACCCACUAUAGAAUUUUUCUAUCAUUCAUGCCCAUGUGGGUAACAAGUACAACACAUUGAAACUGCCAGCUUCCUGCCAGAUGAAUCUUUGACCUCUCAUGUCAUGAAUACCGAGUGUGUACACAGUUCAGAGUUGCAUGACCUGGGGCCAAUUUUACAUUAGAUUUGAUGCUUAGUGUGUUAUUUCCAUUUUAUAGCGCAGCUUACCGUAAGCACGGAAAAAGGCAUGCUAAGUCCAGAUUAGAAUUAGUGUCUACAUCUAGGGCUACGGCUGUUGCUAAGGGUGUUGCUAAGGACGUCGUAUACCUCAACGCAUGACGCGGAAAUCUAGCCA